Molecule: messenger RNA, 630 nt
Organism: Lizanozyma spartinae
Lineage: Eukaryota; Fungi; Ascomycota; Pichiomycetes; Serinales; Debaryomycetaceae
Gene: MOH1
Product: Moh1p
Exons: 3
Coding region: 1-630 (209 amino acids)
Cellular component (GO): ubiquitin ligase complex
Source: RefSeq, a predicted model, not a curated record
AUGAAAGUUAGAUUCACUGGCUCCAGUGGGGCUGCCUACUUUGUGAAGGAUCUAAUCAACUUUGAACCGUCACUAACGGUGAUUGAAUCUCAAAUGCGUACGGGUAUUUACUUGAUCAAUAAGGUCAGAUGCCAUCAAUGUAAAAUCACUAUUGGCUGGCAUUACCAGAAAUCUUAUAUGGCCGAAGAGCAAUAUAAAGAAGGCAAGUUUGUGAUUGAAAGAGCGUUUUUAGAUGUCAUUCCUAAUAAUUCCGCUACCGAGUUUCUAUUGGAACAAGGAUUAAUACAUUAUAAAAGACGGAAAUCUUCCGGUGCUAACUCCGUAUUAUCUCAAGCUUCAAGUCCUUCCAGAACCUCACCAAACCCUGAUUGGGAUUCAGAAAAGUUUGGUGGUGGGUAUAUCUAUCAUCAUCAUAAUACUCACCUGAACUCUUCCAACUCAAACUCAACCUCAAAUGCCGUGGCUGUUCCUACUCCAAAUUCCAGUUCACUAAGAUCAAGUGCCCUGUAUAGGGGGUCUCGAUCAGUGUUUGAGUUUAGAGGUUUAAACAAUGGAACAUUAUUGAGUAGAUUAAGAGGUUUUGAUAAAGAUGAAUGUGAUGAAGAUGAAGAAGUGUUUGUUGAUGCCUAA